AUUGUGAAUCUAAUGAUGGCAUUAAAUUAUCUAUGGGUCGACUGACCGAUAGAUACGGUUUUAUUAGACCACCGGUUGUUAGUAAUGACGAUCAGUUCUAUGAGAAACCACAGGACCACUGGUUUGAGCAGAAAUUGGAUCACUUCAAUAAAACCGACGACAGAACUUUUAAACAGCUCUAUUAUGUGUAUAACGAUACCCAUUACAAACCGGGUGGACCAGUAUUUCUAUUUCUAUCUGGUGAGUUUCCAAUGGACGAGCCCUAUACUAAUCCCGAUCGCUAUUGGCUGGAAAUGGCCAAAAAGUACAACGCAUUGGCCAUAAUGUUAGAGCACCGGUAUUACGGCCGGUCUGUGCCCACACAAGACCUGUCCAUUGAAAACUUAAAAUAUUUAACCCUUGAAUUGGCGCUCAAAGACGCGGAACAGUUUAUACUGGGAAUGACUAAAAAUCUGUCAAUUGAAGGCAGCAAAUGGGUUGUGUGGGGUCUGUCCUAUUCGGGCAAACUUGCCGUUUGGUUUAGGGAGAAGUACCCCAACAUAACUGUCGGUGCCGUGUCUUCGAGCGCACCCGUCGGG
Messenger RNA from Medioppia subpectinata, 578 nucleotides. NCBI's taxonomy places the organism in Eukaryota, Metazoa, Arthropoda, Arachnida, Sarcoptiformes, Oppiidae. The record is from the annotation of a GenBank genome assembly.